AUGGCUGCGGGAAGGUUACUGCUCUACGCCGGCCUCUCUCUCGCUCUGUGUGCUCUGGGCAUGCUGGCUGUGGCCAUCUGCUCGGACCACUGGUACGAAACGGAUGCCCGGAAGCACCGCGAGCGGUGCAAAAGCUUCACCACCCGGAGGAAUGACCCGGGCUUCAUUUAUAACUCCAACAACAACUUGCCCCUCCGGGCCAGCCGGUCGAGGCUGGACCGCUGGGAAGGGAGGCUGCUCUUGGCGCGGAAUCGGAGGCACCUCUUUGCCAUGAGCCCCGUGGACGAGUGCAACAGACAGUACAACUCCACCAACAUGGGGCUGUGGAGGAAAUGCCACCGGCUGGGAUUUGACCAGGAUCUGGAAGAGCUCAUUGCUAAAGGAGCCAUCGACCAGUGUUCAUAUAUCAAGUACCACUACUCCUCAGCAACAAUUCCCAAGAAUCUCACCUACAAUAUAACCAAGACCAUCCGUCAGGAUGAGUGGCACGCCUUGCAUCUGCGCAGAAUGACGGCUGGUUUCAUGGGCAUGGCAGUAGCCAUCAUCCUCUUUGGAUGGAUUAUUGGGGUGCUGGGGUGCUGCUGGGACCGAGGCCUUAUGCAGUAUGUGGCAGGACUUCUCUUCCUCAUGGGAGGAACCUUCUGCAUCAUUUCACUGUGCACAUGUGUGGCUGGAAUCAACUUCGAGCUCUCCCGAUACCCCCGGUACCUGUAUGGACUUCCUGAUGACAUCAGCCACGGCUAUGGCUGGUCAAUGUUUUGUGCAUGGGGGGGCCUGGGUCUCACGUUGAUCUCUGGCUUCUUCUGCACGCUGGCCCCCUCUGUUCAACCUGUCCCCAGGACCAACUGCCCCAAAUCGAGACCUGAGAAUGGGACAGUGUGCUAAGACAAACACAAACAAACCUAUAAAUAUACAUAUUAUAAAUAUAUAAAUAUAUAUACAUAAACAUAUUAUAUAUAGAUCUCAAAUGGAUGCCAGUGCCAAGGUAGAGUGAAAUCCAAUAUGGCGCCUACAUCUUCUCUACAGACUUUUUAUCACUCUUGUUCUUUCUCCUGGAGGUGGGAAAAGCUUUUCUGCAACAUCGCUCUUCCAUCUUGUUCUUAAAAAUCUUCAGCAUCCCAGUUCAAAAGUCAAGUGAACAUAUUGUUGCAUCUGUCUACUGCCAGUUGGGUGGGAUGUGGUAGGGAGGGGGUAAAGGGAUGUCUUGGUGUAUGUAAGACCGAGUCUGUACAGGAAGCUAAAGCAAAAACAAAAACACAAUCUUGUCUGUUGCAAAUUGGGGAAAUAGAAACAGAAAAUAAACCAAACAUUUGAGUUACCUCUCUUAAAUGUAAUCUCCUCAAGGCCAUCUUCAGAAUCUCCCUUCCUGCACACUCUCCUCUUUAAAAACA
Molecule: messenger RNA, 1391 nt
Organism: Varanus komodoensis (Komodo dragon)
Lineage: Eukaryota; Metazoa; Chordata; Lepidosauria; Squamata; Varanidae
Gene: TMEM178B
Product: transmembrane protein 178B
Exons: 4
Coding region: 1-885 (294 amino acids)
Cellular component (GO): membrane
Source: RefSeq, a predicted model, not a curated record